Messenger RNA from Oncorhynchus gorbuscha (pink salmon), 1954 nucleotides. RefSeq names its product claudin-3-like. The transcript is spliced from 2 exons. NCBI's taxonomy places the organism in Eukaryota, Metazoa, Chordata, Actinopteri, Salmoniformes, Salmonidae. Bases 261 to 1460 code for a protein of 399 amino acids. Gene Ontology annotation, biological process: bicellular tight junction assembly; cell adhesion. The record is from RefSeq and is a predicted model, not a curated record. Gene Ontology annotation, cellular component: bicellular tight junction; plasma membrane. Gene Ontology annotation, molecular function: structural molecule activity.
CUGAGACACAGAGCACCUUCUAUCCAGACCAGACCUGAGAGACCUAGGGAUAGGGAGUGACUGCUGCAGCCCAACACCAGCCCAGAGAACUAAGGGACCCAGAGAGACAACAGCCCAGCACCAGGGGACAAGGGGAGACUACGACAGCCCAGAAUCAGGGACAGACCACUGCCCCAGAUCAAAGCACCAAGGACAAAGAGAGACGACAGCCACAGACCAGCACCAGAGCACCUAGGGACAGGGAGAGACUAGUUCCAGAGAUGGCCUCGGCCGGCCUGGAGAUCCUGGGUAUGAUUCUUUGUGUGUCAGGCUGGCUAGGGGUCAUGGUGGCUUGUGGCCUGCCAAUGUGGAGAAUAGCUGCUUACAUUGGCCAGAACAUCGUCAUCUCUCAAGUGAUCUGGGAGGGCCUGUGGAUGAACUGUUCUGUCCAGAGCACGGGCCAGAUGCACUGCAAAGUCCACGACUCCAUGCUUGGACUCCCUGUGGACCUACAGGCAGCCCGUGCCCUGGUCAUCGUCUCUAUGGUGCUGUGCAUCAUGGGCAUCGGCCUGUCUGUAGCCGGGGCCAAGUGCACCAACUGCAGCUCAGACACAGGCAGCAAGCCUCGCAUGGUGCUGGGGGCCGGAGUGACCUUCAUCGUGGCGGGGCUGUUGCUGCUGACGGCCGUAUCGUGGACGGCUAACACCAUCGUCUUGGAUUUCUAUGACCCAAUGAUGGAGGAGACAGGGAAGAGGGAAGUGAAGACACAUGUGGACUUACUUACAAAGGAAGGUAAAAACAACAAAAUGGCUGUGUUGGGACUAGAAAUCUUGGGAGUGAUCCUGGCUGUCCUGGGUUGGAUAUUAAGCAUUGUGUCCUGCGCCCUGCCCAUGUGGAGGGUGUCCGCUUUCAUCGGGGUCAACAUCAUCACAGCUCAGACCAUGUGGGAGGGCAUCUGGAUGACCUGUGUGGUGCAGAGCACGGGCCAAAUGCAGUGUAAGGUCUACGACUCCAUGCUAGCCCUCAGCUCCGACCUGCAGGCAGCCCGAGCCCUCACAAUCAUCUCUAUAGUUGUGGGCAUCAUGGGGGUGCUGGUGGCCGUGGUGGGGGCUAAGUGUACCAACUGUGUUGAGGACGAGACGGCCAAGGCCCAGGUGAUGAUCGCAGCCGGGAUGGCCUUCAUCGUAGCAUCCCUGACCCAGCUGAUCCCUGUGUCCUGGUCAGCCAACAGAAUCAUCAUGGAUUUCUAUAAUCCCAUCUAUAAUCCCAUCACUCCUGAGGCUCAGAAAAGGGAGAUUGGAGGGGCUCUCUACCUGGGCUGGGCAGCAGCCGCAUUACUCCUCAUCGGGGGGGGGGGGAUCCUGUGCUGUAGUUGCCCCCCACAGCCUGAGAAGAGGUAUGCAGGGCCACCCUCACGGAUGGUGUACUCCCCAAUCAGGUCUGUGGCCCCCAGCGGCUAUGACAAAAGAGACAAUGUUUGAACUGACCUGCGUAUCUGGCAGCAGCUUUCUGCUCACGUUUUUCCCACAGUCGAUGAAGGACAUCUGAUACCAACUUUUGAAUUCCAGAACAUAUCAAAUGGGGGUGAUUUCUACUGAAACUAUUUUGUUAUAUGUUUUGACAUGAAGAAAAUGCUGCUUUUUAGUGGAUCAUUUUUGAUGGUGCUCUGUUGAAGAGAAACAACAUCAAACUGGACUUGAUGUACUUGGAUUUCAUACUGUAUGUCUAUUUAAAACAUACAUAGGUGUUGUAGAUAUUGUUUUGGAAUCUUACUAUUUGAAAUGAGUUUAAUUAAAACCAUCUGCAUUGUUAGAUUUUAUAUUCUAUAGACUGAAUGAAUAACAGCUUAUCUUGUGCAUAUGUUGGAUAACAAUGUACCAAAUUCUGACAGUUUAGCAUCUUUCGUUAAGUGUGAAAAUAUGAAUGAUUUUGAUGUUUAAAGUGUGUCAAUUUCACAAUGAAGACUGUUUCAUAA